This is a messenger RNA of Mucor mucedo, 985 nucleotides long. RefSeq lists its product as uncharacterized. The transcript has a single exon. The annotation marks the transcript as partial. The record is from RefSeq and is a predicted model, not a curated record. NCBI's taxonomy places the organism in Eukaryota, Fungi, Mucoromycota, Mucoromycetes, Mucorales, Mucoraceae.
CUUAACUUUUCUACCGGAAUGAAAGAAGAAACAUCAAUCGGCACCGAAUCAGCCACGUUAAUAAAAAAACUUUGGGAUCAGAUAGACGACUUAAACCAAAGGAACAAAACUGAUAUUGCUUGUGUCAUAGUAAAGGUGCGAGCUGUUUAUUUCGAUUUUUAUGAUUACUUGGAAAGAGUAGAUGCAACAUUCACUCACAAAAGUAAAUAUAUAAACAAUCUGGAAAAAAAAACAGACGUCUAUAAAGCAAGUAGAAAAUUUGACAUCGAAAGCAUAAAAGAGAUGAAAAUAGAAGCAAGUUUGAUACCACAAAUUGUUAUUGCUCACAGAAAAAAUGGCUUCGAAAUUAUAAAGGAGUUUGGAGAAUGUAGAAAGCAGACUGAAGAGCAAUUGAAAAAAUUGGAAGACUCAAAAAUUCGUUAUGUCAAAUUUAAGGAGCACAAAAAAUCUGCGGGAGUCGGGUUAACUACCGGAGCUGUGUUAUUGGCGCUCGGUGAUGCAGCAUGUACUGGUGGUAUGCUAUUUGCAAGCGGACUUGCUGCCGGUGGUUAUGCCUCGUAUAAGAGAUCAUGUAAAAAUAAGAAAGUAAGCGACUUAUUUGAUCUUAUGAGAAACAUGCUUGAAAACCUGGACGAGCAGAUAUUGCAAUCCAACAGCGUUGGUGUUAAAUUGAACUCUGUCGGAAGUACAGACGCUUUUUUAGAAUGCCUUGGUAAAAUAAAUCGGUGCUAUUCAGAAAACCCUGGAAUCAAUAAUGAUGGUAAUCGAUUCGAUGUAUUGUUCGAUAGUAUGAAAAAGGCUAUUGAUGAAGUUAAGACCAAAAUAGAUGAAAUUAGAAAACAUGUGGAUAUGAAUAGGUCUUCUUUAAAAAUGAUAGUCGAGACCAAAAUUACAAAUAUAAGUUGAUUUUUCUUUUACCUUAUUAGUUCUUAUAAAAAGACAAAAUAAUAAAAUUGCAUCACAUAAAUAUGCAUUCAUGUAGCCU